AUGGCUGCGGCCAACAUCAACGAUGGCAUCCACGCCCACGGCAGUGGCCCCAACGCUUCUACUAUUUCUACUACUCUGCCCUCACCCAACCGCAUUCCUCCCAGGACCUCUUCUACCAACUACACAUACAACGCACUUGCACCCCCUGCCAGGUCCGUUCUUCGACCUGUUCUAGAGUCCGACUGGUUAGCACAAAGUACUCAUACUCACAGUCAUUCUCAUCCUCAUUCUGAUACUCACGCUCAUACACAUCGUGAUAACCCUUCCACCUCGCAUCUUACCCAACAGCACUAUUCUGACACCAUGACGUCUGCCGACUUUCGGGAUCCCUCGCGGUAUGCGACAGAGGAUUUCGACUACCUCGCACGCAAGACGUGGUCUGAGAAGAAGGAGAAGGUCGUCCUGGCUCCUUUCAACUACCUGCUGAGCCAGCCAGGGAAGGACAUUCGUUCCAAGCUCAUCAGCGCCUUCAACACCUGGCUUAACGUGCCCAAAGAAACACUUGAUAUCAUUUCCAAUGUGGUAGCUAUGCUCCACACGGCGUCAUUGCUCAUUGACGAUGUCGAGGACAAUUCUGAGCUGCGGCGAGGGCUACCCGUAGCGCAACACCUGUAUGGCGUAGCACAGACCAUCAACUCCGCCAACUGUGUAUAUUUCCAUGCGCUUCGGGAACUUUCGAAACUCAACAAUCCAAUGGCCACGGCCAUCUUCUGGGAAGAGUUGAUCAACCUCCAUCGCGGGCAAGGGAUGGAUCUGUACUGGCGAGACUGUUGUAUAUGCCCUUCCGAGGACGAGUAUCUGGAAAUGGUGGGCAACAAAACAGGUGGACUUUUCCGACUAGGCAUCAAACUUAUGCAGGCUGAGUCCAAGGUUAAGAUUGACUGCGUGCCACUAGUCAACAUACUGGGCAUCAUAUUCCAGAUUCAAGACGAUUACCGUAAUCUAAUGAGCACCGAAUAUGAAGGAAACAAAGGCUAUUGUGAAGAUUUGACAGAGGGCAAAUUCUCAUUUCUCAUCAUUCACAGCAUACGUGCCGAUCCACUUGAUCAGCGUCUCAGCAACAUAUUGAGGCAGAAAACGACGAGCCACACGGUCAAGAAGUACGCUGUGGAUUACAUGAAAAGUACCGGUAGCUUCGAGUAUACCAAGAAGGUCCUCGAGGUACUCAUCGAGCGGGCAAAAAAGACCGCGGACGAGCUAAGCAGCGAUGGACAGAAGAAUAAUGAGAUCUAUGAAAUAUUAGAUAAGCUCACAGUAUAA
Molecule: messenger RNA, 1260 nt
Organism: Xylaria bambusicola
Lineage: Eukaryota; Fungi; Ascomycota; Sordariomycetes; Xylariales; Xylariaceae
Product: isoprenoid synthase domain-containing protein
Exons: 1
Coding region: 1-1260 (419 amino acids)
Biological process (GO): isoprenoid biosynthetic process
Molecular function (GO): prenyltransferase activity
Source: RefSeq, a predicted model, not a curated record